GGCCGGGGCUGCGGGAGGCGGAGCGGCUCCUCCUACUCCUCCCAGCCGGGCCGCGGCGGGGGGCUGCCCGCGGCAUGUCGGGGGCCGGGCCGAGGACGGUGAUCUGCCUGCUGCGCCACGACCUGCGCUACCACGACAGCGAGGUACUACACUGGGCUCAGAAUAACGCAGACUAUAUCAUUCCUCUCUACUGCUUUGAUCCAAGACAGUACCUAAGAACCUAUUACUAUGGUUUCCCAAAGACUGGGCCGCAUCGACUCAAAUUUUUACUGGAAAGUGUGAAGGAUCUAAGGCAAACACUCAAGAAAAAAGGAAGUAAUUUGGUGGUAAGGAAAGGGAAUCCGGAAGAUGUGGUUCAUGAUCUUAUUAUGCAGCUGGGCACCGUUGCUGCCGUGGCUUUCCAUGAAGAGGUGACGAAAGAGGAGCUGGACGUAGAGAAGGCGCUGCAGCGAGUGUGCGCUCAGCAUGGGGUGAAGAUCCAGACCUUCUGGGCAUCCACUCUCUAUCACCGGGACGACCUGCCGUUCAGCCACAUUUCCAGGUUGCCUGAUGUCUAUACCCAGUUCCGAAAAGCAGUGGAGGCUCAGGCCAAAGUCCGUCCCACUGUGCAGAUGGCAGAUCAGCUAAAGCCUCUGGCCCCAGGGGUAGAAGACGGAUGCAUCCCCGUGCCUGAGGAGUUUGGACAGAAGGAUCCCCUGACGGAUCCGCGAACAGCCUUCCCCUGCAGCGGAGGAGAGACCCAGGCCUUAAUGAGGCUGCAGCAUUAUUUCUGGGAUACGAACCUAGUGGCAUCUUACAAGGAGACUCGAAAUGGACUGAUAGGAAUAGAUUAUUCAACCAAGUUUGCACCAUGGCUGGCGUUAGGCUGUAUUUCACCCCGAUAUAUUUAUGAGCAGAUCCGGAAGUAUGAAAAAGAGAGAACUGCAAAUCAGAGCACAUACUGGGUCAUAUUCGAACUCCUGUGGAGGGAUUACUUCCGAUUUGUCGCCCUGAAGUACGGGACAAGGAUUUUCUUAUUGAAAGGACUGCAGGAUAAAGAGGUGCCUUGGAAGAAAGAUCCCAAGCUAUUGGACGCUUGGAAAGAAGGAAGAACGGGGGUUCCUUUUGUAGAUGCCAACAUGAGAGAGCUAGCAGCGACCGGCUUCAUGUCCAACAGAGGGCGCCAGAAUGUUGCCAGCUUUCUCACCAAGGACCUGGGGUUGGACUGGAGGAUGGGGGCAGAGUGGUUUGAGUACCUGCUGGUGGACUAUGAUGUCUGCAGCAAUUAUGGAAACUGGUUAUAUAGCGCUGGAAUUGGAAACGAUCCAAGAGAAAACAGGAAGUUUAACAUGAUUAAACAAGGCCUGGAUUAUGACAGCAACGGAGAUUAUGUCCGACUGUGGGUUCCAGAAAUACAGUGUGUAAAGGGAGGGGAGAUACACACACUCUGGGCGCUGAGCAACGCAGAUCUCUCAGAAGCUGGGAUAGCUUUAGGGGAGACCUAUCCACUGCCAGUCGUCCUGGCCUGGGAAUGGAGCAGACAUAUCAAGCAGAGGCCUAACAAGAGAGACCAUCCUCCGAGGGGAAGGAAAGAUCCCUCCGACACGCCAAGACAACACAAGGACAGAGGGGUGGACUUUUACUUCUCUCGCAACAAAGAUUUAUCGUGAAGGCAGUCCCUGCACUUCUGGAGAAGUGACUCUGCCUGCUGAGAACUCCAGCUGACAAUGGUUACUAUUGAUGGCUAACUUCUCUCUCCCAUUACUAUCUAAGUAAACCAAGGGUGACAUCCUAGACACAUUGAAGUCAAUGGAGUUUUGCCAUUGACUUCAACUGGAUCAAGAUUUUGACCUCUAAUCUUUAGGAAAUUGUUUUCUUAAUGAGCCAGCUGAUUGGGAUUCAGAAGGGAGCUGAAGUUCUUUGUCCUUUGUACUUUUAAGAAUCCCGUGACACCUUUAACAAGAACAGAGGUGUUAACCUUGUAUUCUGGCCAAAUUCGAGUGGGUAGAAAUUACACCACCAAAAUGCCCCUCAAAAAUCAACUGGAUGUACUAAGGCCAGAUUCUCAGAUGGUGUAAAUCAGCAUAAUUCUAUUGAAUCAGUUAAACUACACUGAUUUACACCUGUUGAUAAUCUGACUUGGUAUUUUUCACUUCCUGCUUUUAAACUGUUGCUGUGAGCUGUUAAACAGCUAAUGUAUUCUAUCCCAGAGAUGGGUGAUGAGUGACUUUGUAAAGUGCUUUUGGUUGAAAGGGGCUUCAUAACUAAGUAAUUAUUAACUGUAACAGUAGGGUCAUCUUGUUAUUGUCAAGUGGUCAGACUGCUUUUCCAGUGCCUUUGCUUUGUACUGGGGCUUAUAGCUGUAGCCAGAUUUCUACCUCGUAUUACAGACUGGAGAAGGUGUUCACUUUUUUAUACAUUGGAAAUAUAUAUACUGAAUUUCCUUACGCUAACAUGCUUUAGGGUGUAAAACUUAAAAACAUUGUUCCAUAGUACAACUUAAACCUUUGCAUUGGAAUGUCUUUACUUUCUUGAUUUCCUCUCUUCUGAUAGAGAUCAGAAGGCAGAAUGGCUGAUCUGAGGUGCCAGAAUCAUAGAAUAUCAGGGUUGGAAGGGACCUCAGGAGGUCAUCUAGUCCAACCCCCUGCUCAAAGCAGGACCAACCCCAACUAAAUCAUCCCAGCCAGGGCUUUGUCAAGCCUGACCUUAAAAACUUCUAAGGAAGGAGAUUCCAUCACCUCCCUAAGUAACGCAUUCCAGUGCUUCACCUCCCACUUAGUGAAAAAGUUUUUCCUAAUAUCCAACCUACACCUCCCCCACUGCAACUUGAGACCAUUAUUCCUCCUUCUGUCAUCUGCUGCCACUGAGAACAGUCUGGAUCCAUCCUCUUUGGAACUCCCUUUCAGGUAGUUGAAAGCAGCUAUCAAAUCCCCUCUCAUUCUUCUCUUCCGCAGACUAAACAAUCCCAGUUCCCUCAGCCUCUCCUCAUAAGUCAUGUGUUCCAGUCCCUUAAUCAUUUUUGUUGCCCUCCACUGGACAUUUUCCAAUUUUUUCACAUCCUUCUUAUAGUGUGGGGCCCAAAACUGGACACAGUACUCAGUACACCAAUGUCGAAUAGAGGGGAGCGAUCACGUCUCUCGAUCCUGUUCUCUUUGACUGUAUCCUCCAUAGUGCUUUCGGUUCACCUUGGAAUCUGAUGUGGGGUCACUGUGGUAGUUCUGUUUGCCUGUGGCAUCAGCCUGAAAGUUUGAGGCCAUAUACCACACGCAGAUCAGUUUCAAAACAUUGCUGUAUGCUCAGUAACGGCAACCAGUCCUAUUCUGGGUCCAUUUAGAACUUCAAGUUCUUGUCCAAAACGUCUUAAAUGGUUUGACUUGGUUGCUUUAGAAUAGUGGCUCUCAACCUUUCCAGACUACUGUACCCCUUUCAGGAGUCUGAUUUGUCUUGCGUACCCCGGUUUCACCUCACUUAAAAACUACUUGCUAAUAAAAUCAGACAUAAAAAUACAAAAUCGUUAUAGCACAUUAUUACUGAACAAUUGCUUUCUCAUUUUUACCAUAUAAUUAUAAAAUAAAUCAAUUAGAAUAUAAAUAUUGUACUUACAUUUCAGUAUAUAGAGCAGUAUAAACAAGUCAUUGUCUGUAUGAAGUUUUAUUUUGCACUGGCUUGGCCAGUGCUUUUUAUGUAGCCUGUUGUAAACGUAGGCAAAUAUCUAGAUGAGUUGAUGUAUCCCCAGGAGGACCUCUGUGUACACCCAGGGUUACUUGUAUCCCUGGUUGAGAACCAUGGCUUUAGCGAGAUCCUUCCUGUCACUGUUCCCUAGCAUGGCAUCUUCACUUCCCGAGGAGUCCAGAUUCAAACAUGUUGAGUCUGGGAGCAGGGUACUCUCAGUGGAGGGCCCUUGAUUGACUCUGGAGUUCAUUACCACCAGGGAUCAGAUUGAGCCACAGGCCCUACCUAUAAAGAAACUGCUCUGGUUUAAACACGUCAGUUUAAAAUCAAUCUUAUUAAACUGGUUCAAACCCCUAAUGUAGAAGCCCUUGCCCUUGCAUAAACUGGUUUAGCUUGUAUUGGUAAAUUACUGACUUAAUUUAAACCCAUAUGUAUCUUUCACACAUAUCAUAGGUUGAAUCCCUGCUUUAAGUGCUAAAUGGAAUUAAACCCUAACUAUGGAGCCGUGAUUUGCACCUCCAUAAUUAGCAAUGGUUAAACCAGUUCAUGGGCAUCUACACUAGAGGCUUGCACCAGUUUAACUAGAACAAUUUUUAAAUUGACUUAAUUAAACCAGGGUACUUUCCUAGUAUGGACAAGAACUAGGGCCUAGUCUACACAAAAAAGGUUUGACAUAGCCAAAAUGGCAAACCCUUCCAGUCGAUAUGCAGCGCAUACUGGCAAAAAUUGCUUUUGCGGUAUAACUUAUACUGGUUCCUGUAAUCAAAAAAGCUAUAGCACCAAAAGCACCCUUUUGCCAGUAUGAGCUGCAUCUGCAUUAAGGCAUUUGCUGAUAUAAAAAUGACAUCUUAAUAGCUUUGACUAUACUGGUCUGGUAACCUUCAGGGCAGAUUGCAAAAUUCAUCUCUUUCCCCAAACUUCCUCGUAACAAAUGAGUUGUGUACCGGCUCCUGCAACAUUGCUCCUGGAAGUAACCAGUCAUGUUUAACCUUGCAUAAUUUGGCUUUAUCUGAGGGGGAGGAGAGUUUAGUUCCUUUUCCAGGAAGACCUGAUGCACUCUACCCUCUGGCAGAGGAGUCCAACCUUUCCAGUCUGGGGCUGAUUUCAUGGGAAGUUCUGUCUGAGGCCAGGUCUACGCUAGAAACUUUUGCUCGUCUGGGAAUGUCAAGGAGGGGGGUGAUUUAUUUUUUUUAAAUCUUUGUGUGUGACAUUUUGAUCCUGCCAGAGCCCUAGGGCCAGAUUCUUAAAGGUAUUUAGGAGCAUAACACCCAUCGGUUAUCAGGUUGGGAGUCAGGCAUUUAGAUACCUUUAAAAAUCUGGCCCCUACCUUAGACGGAGUUAUACCAACGCAGAAGUGCUUUGGCUGGUAUAACUUAUUUUCUGUGCAAAAUCAAUAUGUUGUAGUGGCACUCAUUUGUUUUUUUUUUCUUUCGUGGGUAUAAGCUGCAUCUACCUAGGAUCUUUUGACAGCAAAGCUGUGUGGGAAUAGCUAUCCGGGCAAGCCUUUUUCCAGUGUAGACAUGGCCUCAAGUAAGUGGAGUUGAACAGGGGCCUAAUGCUAUAGAUGUAAGAGUGCCCCCUCAUUGGCUGGAACCCAAUCCUUUAAAAAUCCAGGGGAGCUGAAACAGGCCCCAAAUGAGAAUAAAAUUUGGCAAAUGUGCAGGAGCAUGUAUGGUAUCUUCAGUUGCAGCCUUGUAGGUGGCAUGCUAUCACCACAAGCUGUUGGAUAUGUACAUUAACGUUAAUUUGAUUGUCUGUUCCAAACAUAACCUCCAUUUUCAAUCUAGUAGAAACCUAAGGUGUAGGGAGGGGAUGAGGAAGAGAAGUGGAUGAAGAAUCAAAGUUAAGACAAAGUGUAAAUGAUGUUAGUGAAGAUGCUUGUUGCAGAAUCAACCCCCCAGCUGCUCUGAAUGUCACAGUUGCUCUAAAAACAAAACAAAAAAACCUUUGAAAUGUAUCUUAAACGCUAAUUAAAUUAAAGUACAGUGUAUUCAUUA
Caretta caretta (loggerhead turtle) is the source of this 5648-nucleotide messenger RNA. Its product is annotated as cryptochrome DASH. NCBI's taxonomy places the organism in Eukaryota, Metazoa, Chordata, Testudines, Cheloniidae. Gene Ontology annotation, biological process: photoreactive repair. The record is from RefSeq and is a predicted model, not a curated record. Gene Ontology annotation, molecular function: damaged DNA binding; FAD binding; deoxyribodipyrimidine photo-lyase activity.